AUGUCUAACCAAAUGAAAGGAUAUUUUCCGAAAACUGAAUGUCAGACUAAAUGCUUUGAGAAAAUGUUUGAAUAUAGCGGGAGCAGAGAAGAUAUGUGCCAAUGUGGCAACUCUUUCACUGGCCUCAGACAGAAGGGCGUUAUGGAUUGUUCCAUAAAGGACUUCACCGUUUCAAGUGUCUCAUUUAGGCAAAACAAAUCGGAGAUCUACCAAUACUGCAAGAAUGACAGAACAGAGAGUAGCAAAGCUUACUGCGACACGAACGUUUGCAUUCCCGGUUCGGCAGGACCAUUCUGUAUCAAAGCUACAACCAUCCAGAUCAAAACUAUUUCACUCGACGCGACCACUUCAGCUGCAACCCAAAACGUACAAUAUGAAAAUUCCACAGAAACGUAUGUUGGCACACUUCCAUGCAGAGAUAACAAUGGAGGGUGUGGUGAUGAAAUAUGUUGGGAGGUUAAUGAUGAAGAAAUCGGUAAUGGAAAGGUUCGAGUUGAAGGUAACCCCUUAGAUGAGGAAAUCUUUGAUAUACCAGAAGGUUGCAUGAUAUUUCUCAAACAGUUGUCUAAAACUCCAUUGACAUGA
Molecule: messenger RNA, 585 nt
Organism: Helobdella robusta
Lineage: Eukaryota; Metazoa; Annelida; Clitellata; Rhynchobdellida; Glossiphoniidae
Exons: 4
Coding region: 1-585 (194 amino acids)
Source: RefSeq, a predicted model, not a curated record